Molecule: messenger RNA, 2188 nt
Organism: Rana temporaria (common frog)
Lineage: Eukaryota; Metazoa; Chordata; Amphibia; Anura; Ranidae
Gene: CDK19
Product: cyclin dependent kinase 19
Exons: 16
Coding region: 204-1808 (534 amino acids)
Biological process (GO): protein phosphorylation
Cellular component (GO): mediator complex; nucleus; cytosol
Molecular function (GO): RNA polymerase II CTD heptapeptide repeat kinase activity; ATP binding; cyclin-dependent protein serine/threonine kinase activity
Source: RefSeq, a predicted model, not a curated record
CCGGCCGCUGGCAUUGUGUGAAAUAGAAAGUAAAGACAGGGGGCGCUGUGCAGGCCAAGUACAUGGCAUGCGUGUAUGUGUGCACAGGAGAAGAAAAACAAGGAAAUGGUGGAGGGAGAGCCUGCUAGUUUUCCCAUGUAAGCGCCGGUAGCCCGCUCGGGGGGGCGCGCAUUGAUGGGUUAAACAGCGGCUGGCCGUGGAGGAUGGAUUACGAGUUCAAGAGCAAGCUGUCUGCCGAGCGAGAGCGGGUGGAGGACCUCUUUGAGUAUGAAGGCUGCAAAGUGGGUCGUGGAACGUACGGGCAUGUUUACAAAGCGAAGAAGAAAGACGGAAAAGAUGACAAAGAAUAUGCACUGAAGCAAAUUGAAGGUACAGGAAUAUCCAUGUCAGCGUGUAGAGAGAUUGCACUGUUACGUGAAUUGAAGCACCCAAAUGUAAUUGCAUUACAGAAAGUAUUCCUGUCUCACAGUGACAGAAAAGUUUGGCUACUCUUUGAUUAUGCAGAACAUGACUUGUGGCAUAUCAUCAAGUUUCAUCGUGCCUCCAAAGCAAAUAAGAAGCCCAUGCAGCUGCCUCGAUCAAUGGUCAAGUCUUUGCUUUAUCAAAUCUUGGAUGGAAUCCAUUAUUUGCAUGCAAACUGGGUGCUCCAUCGAGACUUGUGUCACAGGGAAGGGAAACCCGGAAGACGGAUGUCGGCAUCGGCUGGAGGACACAGCGAGAGGACAUCAGGGGAUUGUAAGGACAAGAAGCCAGCAAACAUCCUUGUAAUGGGGGAAGGUCCUGAGAGAGGAAGAGUCAAAAUAGCUGACAUGGGCUUUGCUCGAUUAUUCAAUUCACCAUUGAAACCACUAGCAGAUCUGGAUCCAGUUGUGGUUACAUUUUGGUACAGAGCUCCAGAGUUGUUGCUUGGUGCAAGACAUUAUACUAAGGCUAUAGAUAUUUGGGCUAUUGGUUGUAUAUUUGCUGAGUUGUUAACAUCAGAGCCUAUUUUUCAUUGUCGGCAAGAAGAUAUAAAAACAAGUAACCCAUUCCACCAUGAUCAGCUGGACCGAAUAUUCAGUGUGAUGGGAUUCCCUGCAGAUAAAGACUGGGAAGAUAUCAGAAAGAUGCCAGAAUAUCCUACUCUUCAGAAAGAUUUCAGGAGAACAACAUAUGCUAACAGCAGCCUGAUAAAGUAUAUGGAGAAGCACAAGGUUAAACCUGACAGUAAGGUUUUUCUUUUGCUUCAAAAACUUCUUACCAUGGACCCAACAAAAAGGAUAACUUCAGAUCAGUCUUUACAAGAUCUCUACUUUCAGGAGGAUCCUCUGCCUACAUCUGAUGUAUUUGCAGGGUGCCAGAUACCAUAUCCAAAACGUGAAUUUUUAAAUGAAGAUGAGCCAGAAGAAAAGGCUGAAAAGAAUCAACAGGCACAAAAUCAGCACCAGCAACAAACAGCAAAUCAACAGCAGACAACUGCUCAGCAGCAGCAAGUGCAGCAACAGAACAGCAGCCAGACCAAUGGUACAGCAGGAGGAGGAGCAACAGGGGCAACACUUCAGCAUAGCCAGGAUUCCAGUCUUAACGCAGGACCUGCAAACAAGAAACCACGCAUUGGGCCUUCAGCAGCUAAUUCUGGUGGACCCUCUCUGAUGCCUUCUGACUAUCAGCACUCCACAUCUCGUCUGGGUUACCAAAGCAAUGUUCAGGGAACCUCUCAGCCCACCAAUACCUUGGGCUACUCCACAACAUCUCAGCAAAGUUCACAAUACCAUCAAUCUCACAGAAAUAUAAGAAAAAUAUCAAUGAGCCUGCAUCAGGAAUGGUGAUAUGAAUGCAGGACCCAACUCAGGAGUGGCUGAAGUAAAUUAAACGGAGCAUCAUCACCCAAGGUUAAGAAAAGGGUUCUGUAAAGCCUAGAACCUGCAUGUAAAAUACGGAUUUGGUUUAUACAUACACAGUCAAAGUAAUCACACCUCUGUAUAAAUCAUCAUACUUUAAAUGCCCCCAUGCUUUUCUUUUCCACAAUGUUGAAUUGGAAGAUUUUAUAUUUGAAAAAAAAUUGGGAUAAAUCUUUUCCUUCAUAAUUUCCUAAUGUAAAUGAAAACAUUCUCCAGCCUCCACUCUCCAGAAGACUGUUAUAGAUAGAAUUAUUUUGUGUUUAUUUUGUAUUUUUGUUUGAAAUAAAAUGUAUUUGAUUUUAUACACA